Penicillium argentinense is the source of this 2364-nucleotide messenger RNA. RefSeq names its product COG1/VPS51 family protein. Bases 1 to 2364 code for a protein of 787 amino acids. The transcript has 3 exons. The record is from RefSeq and is a predicted model, not a curated record. Lineage: Eukaryota; Fungi; Ascomycota; Eurotiomycetes; Eurotiales; Aspergillaceae. Gene Ontology annotation, cellular component: COG complex; Golgi apparatus. Gene Ontology annotation, biological process: intra-Golgi vesicle-mediated transport.
AUGGCCCCUGAGGCUCCCGACCCGCAGAGCCUGAAGUCAUGGCACGAUGCGUUUCAGUAUCCGAUUCCCACGGUCCGUCGUGUGGAGCAGGAACUGCGCCGCGACAUCGCAAGCAAUAAGGAGAAGCUCCGAGCUCUCGUGGGGACUCGAUACCGAGCACUCGUUGGAACGGCAGAAACCAUUGUGUCGAUGAACAAGGAGAUCCAAGAGGCGGAAUCUAUACUGGCCGACGUUGGACGACGAUGCAAUCCGCGAUUGGUGGAGAGAAAACACCAACAUGCUCGGCAGAUGAAGAGCGAUGCUGCAGAAAAGGACGCCGACAAACACGCUUUCGGGGCCCAGUUAGCUCUCCUCCAUCAGUGUACGACAUCCAUCGCGAGGCUACUACGACGACGGGGCUCCCUUCUGCUCGUAGCAAAGAUCAUAGUCAUCACUCGCCUGCUCCACAAGAGCCUCUCGAAACACAAUUCUUCGCUUCCGUUCCUCGAGGACCUCCGCAAGCAGCUGGCGUCUUUGCGCCUUACUCUUAUUAACCGGGUCGCCAAGCGUCUGGCCUCGGCCAAUGCCUCUGAGGACAGCAUCAUAGAAUACCUGGCAGCAUAUUGUCUCGUGACAAAUUCUUCUUCCGAUGGAGCCAUUCAACAUUUCCAAAAGGUGCGACUCGAUACAAUUACUAGCCAGUUAGAUAUGUCGCGCGAGAACAUUCCCAAGGCCCUCCGCCUUUUUAUCCACACUCUCCAAACAUCGAAGACCCUCCGGUCGCGCCAGUUCAUUGAUGUACUCUCAAAACUCAAGUCAAGGCCGGUGCUUUCUGACCCAGAAAUUCGCGGUCUAGAUGGCCUUGAAAUCGAAGUCCUUGGCCGGUUUGCUGCUCCAGAAGUGAUCAAUUUUAUACCAUGGAUCAUGCUCAGUGAGCUGAGUCGCACUGAAGGGGUUGACUCCAUCAAAGAAUGGUCGUUAUCGGCAUUCGAGAAGUUCUCCGAGGGUUGUCAAAAGAGCCUCGCUCAUGGAAAUGACUUCACAGAACUGCUGUCAUUGCGAGCAGAAACCAUCGAGCUUUGGCUGGAAUCCUGGGGCUCGACUAUUAUGCAUAGCUCAAUUAGUGUUCUCGAACGCCUUCGGAUCAUUUUCAAUGAGCACCUCAAGAGGGUGUCGACCUCCAAAGCGCAGGCAAUCGAUGAAAUCGCCGGCCACAUGUCUUCAACAGUUUUAUCGUGGGAAAUCAGUCAGCACAACAGCUCGAAUGGCUCUCUCUGGGGUUCCGACAUCAUCACCGCGGACUACUCUAACGGAGCUACGGCAUUCAAGCGAUCUGUUGCGGACAGACUUCUUGGUCGUGAUGACGACGUAUCUUCUGUGCUGGAAAAAUUUGAUUCGUGGAUCAGGUCAAUUCAGGACGUUUCGGAUUCUAUCGACUUCCUCCGCCGACUCAGAUGGACCGACAUCCUCGUUGGUGCCGAGGUCGACGAUGAAGAUAUCGACAUCAUACCCCAGCUGAACGAAGAGGACCCGCGCCUUCUGUCAGACGCUCUAACUGCCGCCGUUCGCGAGGCCUUGAACAAUCUCCAGACAUCAUUCAAAAGGGCGUUUGAUGAAUUUGGAUCUUCAAGUCAAAGCGAAAAGGCUACGUACUUGCUCCGACUUAUUCGGCUGGUGCGACGCGAAAUCCCAACUGAAUUCAUCGCAGACGAUUUCCUCUUCUCGAAUGAUGUUGUCCCCGAACUGCAGAAAUUGCUUGCUGCAGAGAUCGUUUCCGACGCUGGCUCUCUGUCAUUUGUACCAUCCUCCAAUACCCAUCCAGAGACCAACAAACUUAAGACAGUUCCUGGUCGAUCACUCUGGGAGGGGGAUCCUGCGGCUCCAGUGCAGCCAUCCCCCAGUGCAUUUAAAUACCUGCGUCGCUUAACGUCUAUUAUGGACGAGAGCGGCUCUGACCUGUGGGACCCUUCAACUGUUCGCGUUCUGAAGGAAGCACUACAGAAGCAACUGGAAAGCAACAUCGGAUUAACACUCGAAGAAUUGGAAACCUGGAAACCUCCAGUCAAACCCGCGGAAGAGUCCGGCUCUAAAGAGGAAUCGACCAAGGAAGACGAGAAGACGGAUGACAACGACAAGGAAAAUAAUGAACCCAGCAACGCCGACGACUCUUGGGAAGCUACUCUCCGCGAUUGGAAAACCCAACUCUUCUUCGACUGCGUUUACCUAGCACACAUGCUUGGCAACCCGACUCAGCUGGCUGAUGUCACAAGUCGUGUGCAGAAGAGCGCAGAUCCUAGCUCAAACGCUGUCAAAACUGUGCAGAAAAUGGCGCAGGAGUAUUGGAAGCGGACUGAGUUGUUGUUUGGCCUGUUGGCCGAACGGUAA